Teleopsis dalmanni is the source of this 1061-nucleotide messenger RNA. It is a transcript of the gene Lim1, whose product is annotated as LIM/homeobox protein Lhx1. Gene Ontology annotation, biological process: regulation of transcription by RNA polymerase II; neuron differentiation. Lineage: Eukaryota; Metazoa; Arthropoda; Insecta; Diptera; Diopsidae. Gene Ontology annotation, molecular function: DNA-binding transcription factor activity, RNA polymerase II-specific; RNA polymerase II transcription regulatory region sequence-specific DNA binding. The transcript has 4 exons. The record is from RefSeq and is a predicted model, not a curated record. Bases 7 to 939 code for a protein of 310 amino acids. Gene Ontology annotation, cellular component: nucleus.
UCAUUAAUGGGUUCCGCCAGCGAAGAUGAAGAUGACGAUGAUCCGCCACAUUUGCGCGGACCACCGCUCGGUCUUGGCGUUUUAGGUCCAAACGGGCCGGACUCAGCGGGUGGACCGUUGGGUGCAUCCGAUAUUUCAGUACAAAGCAUGAGCACGGAUAGUAAAAAUACGCAUGACGAUUCAGAUCAGGGGUCCUUAGAUGGCGAUCCUGAUGGUCGUGGCGAUUCACAAGCGGAAAAUAAAAGCCCUGAUGAUGCGAAUGGCUCUAAAAGACGCGGUCCUCGUACGACGAUAAAAGCAAAACAAUUGGAAGUACUGAAAACGGCGUUUAAUCAAACACCGAAACCGACACGGCAUAUUAGGGAACAAUUAGCAAAGGAAACAGGAUUACCAAUGCGUGUGAUACAAGUUUGGUUUCAAAACAAACGUUCAAAAGAGCGGCGCAUGAAACAAAUCACAAGUAUGGGCCGCCCACCUUUCUUUGGUGGCGCACGUAAAAUGCGUGGCUUUCCUAUGAACUUAUCGCCUGGUGGCCUGGAUGAUGGCGGUUUUCCAUACUUUGCGGCUGAUGGAAAAUUUGAAUUUGGUUAUGGUGGUCCACCGUUUCAUCCGCAUGAUGGGCCAUUUUUUCCCGGACAUCCAGGUGGACCAAUGCCGUUCAAUACACCAGGCGGCCCCAUGGAUCACACCGGUCCCAUACCAAUGGUCAAUGAAUUUGGCUUAACGCCCGAAUCAAAUUUUCUAAGUCAAGCAGGUGGUCCACCAAUGAAUAUACAAUCGGCAGGUGGACCACCACCUCCGCCAGAACACUUAUUAGCGCAACAACAACAGCAACAGAAUCAACAACAAAAUGGCCCGCGUUCAGCUUCACCCGAAUUCCUAACCGCAGCGAACUUUAGUGAACCGCAAAAUAUGCAAAACGAAGGACUUGUUUGGUAAUACACAAGACAACUGGCAAAUCGUCUGCUAUUAUUACAGCAGACGUUAGCCACUCAACAACAACAACAGCAACACCAACAAUACGAACAAUAGCAACAAUACUAAAAAUAAUAACCGCAACA